Molecule: messenger RNA, 967 nt
Organism: Vitrella brassicaformis
Lineage: Eukaryota; Vitrellaceae
Source: the annotation of a GenBank genome assembly
AUGGCAGAGCAGCAGCAGCAAAAUGGCGGGACGAAGGCCGUGGCGGAGUCUGGGUGAGCAGGACCGAAGGAUGGGCACGUAUGUGUUUGGGAUGUACGUAUGAGUGGUCAUCUGUGCUGUGCAUGCAGUUUCUCUCUCGUGGCAUGGCAGCUGUGGGAAGGCCUGAUCGCCGACAUGAAUGAUGUGGUGAGAGGCUGCACCGGUCUGCCCGUCUGUGUGGUGUCAGGGUUAGCGGAUUACGAGCCGACGAGGGAAUGCCAGCGCGUAAUCAAUAUGACACGCAUGUCCACCUUGCCGUUUUCCAUCUUCCAUCUUUUCCGUGCAGGGCACAUGGGUACUCGCAUACAUGAGAGGGAAACCCACCGAUGUCGUUGCUCUCACGUAAGCACCAUGACACGCACGUGAACCGUUCGUCGAACAGCCAGAGGCAGCUUUGUCACUUGUCUGUGUGUCAGGACUCCGCGUGAAGGGGGAGUGAUCGGCUACCGAGGAUGGGGAGCGCCCGUCGGUCCGUGUGGCCUCUUCCUGGCGCCUUGUGAUCGAUGUUACCCAAUCUAUUGAGCCACUGUACCCUCACCACAAUGGGUAUAGACACAAGUGGGGCUCGGCCGCCGGUCUCCCUGACUAACAUCUCAUCUGUCGUGCAGGGCAUAUGGGUAGCUACAUGAGGGAGAGAAGGGCGUGGAUGUCACUGCUCUCACUGCUCUUCUGUCGUGGCUUUGGUUGCUAAGCUAUCUGCCGGGUGCCGGCCAUGCCAUCGCUGUGUGCCAGGUGUUGAGUAGGCAGGAUCGGUGCAUGUGUGUCUGGACUGUUGAUGUCAGUGAGGCGAUCCGAUUUUCGAAGGCCAUUCAGUCCAUGAAGGGGUCCACACAAGGCCAAUGAAGGUGAAUGCCACCUCACCAUACACACACUCGCAAACCAUGGGAUCAAAUCAUCCAUUGCAAAGGUGAAGAAGAAAUGCAAGCCG